AAAACCCGGUCGCUUCGCUUCUCGCCGCUCCCUUCAAUCCUCUUUGGCUCGUCUCCCUCCCCACGAGAAUUCCAACGCGAGAAAUUUCUGCACGCUUGUUCUCCCUUGACCGCUCUCUCUACGAAUAAAUUUUCUGUCGUUUAUACUUCUUAUAUCUAAUUCCUAUUCAUUUGUCUGUGCGGGUUGUUUGUUUUGGUGGGGAGUCGGGUUUGGGCGUUGAGCUCUCCCUUUCUCCUCCUUCCUUAUUGCUCUUUGAUUUUUUCUUUUGGGUGGGUUGGUAGUUGACUCGAAUUGAAGCAAUCUUUUCUUUAUGAUCUCAUCAUCUAAUCGUGGUGUAAUCUUGAAGAAAUCGCUCUUAUCUUCGAUCUUAAUAUUUGGAGCUCGAUUCUGAGGGUGGUGGUUUAUGGCGGCAAUGGAUGGGCGGAGGGGCGGAGAGGGGUUUGUAAACCGCGCGGUUUUGCUGCUGCUUCUUGGGUUUCUUGGGGCUUCGACGGCUCUGAGGCCUCUCAGGGAGAGGGCUUCUACUGCCACUGGAUCUUGGGAUGACGAGAGGCUUUUCCUUAGAAGAGAUGACAGGGACAUGAGUUCUUAUUCUGCUUGGAAUAUUACAGGAACAUAUAGAGGAAGGUGGAGCUUUGCGGAGACCAUGAAUGGCUCUUCUAGAUUUCUAAAAUUUAGGAAAUCUAAUGGUUUAUCUGUCUUGGAGUUAGUGAGCACCCCAACAAAGAUAAGUGGUGUACACUAUGUUCAGGGAGCAGUAACUUUUCAUGAUGUAUUUGAAAAUGAACAUGAUAAUGGAGUUGCUUGCGUGAGAGUGGAAGGUGUGUAUAUAUGGCCCUUCAAGCAACUUCGAAUGGUAGCCAACAGUGGAGCAGAUGGUGAGCUACGUCAAGAAGAGGAUUACUUUUUGUCAAAUCCAUAUCAUUUGCUUGGAAUGUUCUCCUCUCAAGUGUUUCAAGAAUCACCUCGAGAUAGAAUUCCCAGGAAAAAAUCAUUCACUUAUGACAUGGAGAAACGUUGUAACAUAGAGAUUGCUGCUCAGGUUUCGUGUCUCUCAUCUGGCCAAAACGAUGGGGAUCAUGAGCGUUAUCGUUUGGAGGGUUUAAUGGAGAGUCCGGCUGUGGAUGAUGAUGGAGAGUGCUUCUCACCAAUACUAUUGAAUGCCACAUCACUGAACAUUGAGGUUUACUACAACAAAGCAGUUAAUUAUACACUGAUGGUCACAUUUAUCUCUUUUCUCCAAGUUCUGCUGCUGCUAAGACAGAUGGAGCAUAGCAAUACGCAGUCUGGUGCUGCUAAACUGUCUAUUCUAAUGAUUGGGCAGCAAGCUAUUAUGGAUGCGUAUUUGUGUCUUGUACAUUUGACUGCUGGGAUCUUAGUUGAGUCCCUAUUUAAUGCUUUUGCAACAGCUGCCUUCUUCAAAUUUGUCAUUUUUUCCAUUUUUGAGAUGAGAUAUCUUCUUGCUAUAUGGAAGGCUAGGAGACCUAUGAACAAUGGAGAAGGUUGGGAAACAAUGAGGCGAGAGCUGUCAAUGCUCUACAGCCGUUUCUAUGGCAUUCUUUUAGGAGGCAUUCUUGUUGUGUAUGAGUUGCACAAUUUCUUGCGUCCUAUUCUUUUCAUUAUGUAUUCCUUUUGGAUACCCCAAAUAAUUACUAAUGUAAUUCGGGAUACAAGAAAACCCCUGCACCCUUAUUAUAUAUUAGGCAUGACUCUCACUCGGCUGGCAAUUCCAUUAUACAUAUUUGGCUGCCCAAGCAACUUUAUGCGUAUUGAGGUUGACACAAAUUGGUGCAUAUCUUUGGGAGUAUUCUUGGGAUUGCAAGCAUCAAUUCUCCUCCUUCAGCAUUACCUCGGUUCUCGAUGGUUUAUUCCUCAUCAGAUUCUACCUGAGAAAUAUAGCUACUACAGGAGGCUUGAGAGUGAUGUGACUCGAAAUACUGAUUGCGUCAUUUGCAUGACUGCAAUUGACCUUACACAGCGGUCAGAUGACCACAUGGUGACCCCUUGUGACCAUUGCUUCCAUUCCGGCUGCUUGCAAAGAUGGAUGGAUAUAAAGAUGGAAUGCCCAACUUGUAGGCGUUCCCUGCCCCCAGCAUAGGACGGAACCUGUUCUGUAGUUCUAGAUGCGAUCAAACAUUUAGGAACAAAUCACAGGGUCAGGAUGGAAAUUUGGGGGAAAAUCUUUGAUUACUUUAUCUCAUUGCUGGAGAACCAUUUAAUAUAGAGGAAAAGAAAAGUACAUAACUGCACGGUUAGACACAUUUUGCAUAGUUCAUGUAAUAUAUGCAAUCAUGUAUCAUUUUAGCUUGUUCUUUGCUGGGGCAGUCUCCUCCGAGCACGCUGCUGUACAUUUAUGUUCCAAUGUUGGUCUGAAAACAACUUGGAAAGCAGAAGCUCAAGAACCAGAUUCAGUACACAUUACAGCAAACUCAAGUGUACUGACAUCAAAAAAGUGUUAAAAAGUGUUAGGUGCUAUAUAAAUCUAUAUAUUCUGAAGAUCCAUGUAAAGUUUUUAGUUGACUUUGAUGGCAGGCUGGCAACAUGCAGCAAUUUCUCAUGGGAAUGUUUUUAUA
Phoenix dactylifera (date palm) is the source of this 2573-nucleotide messenger RNA. Its product is annotated as transmembrane E3 ubiquitin-protein ligase FLY2-like. Lineage: Eukaryota; Viridiplantae; Streptophyta; Magnoliopsida; Arecales; Arecaceae. Gene Ontology annotation, biological process: proteasome-mediated ubiquitin-dependent protein catabolic process. Gene Ontology annotation, cellular component: endomembrane system. The record is from RefSeq and is a predicted model, not a curated record. Gene Ontology annotation, molecular function: ubiquitin protein ligase activity; zinc ion binding.